This is a messenger RNA of Echinops telfairi (small Madagascar hedgehog), 429 nucleotides long. RefSeq names its product small nuclear ribonucleoprotein polypeptide F (gene SNRPF). Gene Ontology annotation, molecular function: RNA binding. The coding region runs from base 103 to 363 and encodes 86 amino acids. Gene Ontology annotation, cellular component: catalytic step 2 spliceosome; U1 snRNP. Gene Ontology annotation, biological process: spliceosomal snRNP assembly; mRNA splicing, via spliceosome. The record is from RefSeq and is a predicted model, not a curated record. Lineage: Eukaryota; Metazoa; Chordata; Mammalia; Afrosoricida; Tenrecidae. The transcript is spliced from 4 exons.
GUAGCGCCGCGACGCGGGGCCUAGAUCCGCUGCUUCAGUCACGAGGGCCGGGCGGCAGCUGAGUCGGCGGCGAGGAGCCUGCACCGCUCGCCGGGAGUCGCGAUGAGUUUACCCCUCAAUCCCAAACCGUUCCUGAACGGACUAACAGGAAAGCCAGUGAUGGUGAAACUGAAGUGGGGAAUGGAGUACAAGGGCUACCUGGUGUCUGUAGAUGGCUACAUGAACAUGCAGCUUGCAAAUACAGAAGAAUACAUAGAUGGGGCAUUGUCUGGACAUCUGGGUGAAGUUUUAAUAAGGUGUAAUAAUGUUCUUUAUAUCAGAGGUGUUGAAGAAGAGGAAGAAGAUGGAGAAAUGAGAGAAUAACAUCUUUUGUGGGUUUUUUAUAUGUAUAUUUCUAGGCAAUAAAGAUUUGUUUGUUUUUCAAGUUGA